UUUGUUUGUUUGCAACCAGAUAAUAUUCACCCUGUGGUAGUGUUUUCUGUGGCAUUUUUAUGAAUGGCUCUGUUCCUAAUGCUGAACACUGCAAUAGCAAAUAAUGGAUGUAGGGGUGGGCUUUGGAGGGGGAGCCAAUUGAUGUGUGAAGAGAGAGGGACACAGAAGGAGAUAGAAAGAAUGAAUUUAAAUCAAUAAGUUUCCUUUGCAAUGUGGCUACGCCCACUCUACCAAUAUUCUGUCUGACUCACCCCCUUCAUAUUUUUCCCCGCCUCACAUUGGUGCAGUGUGGCUUCUAGCUUCAAUGACCACAGACACGCACAUGCACAUACUGUCACGUUCACAGAUGUAGCUCCGCCUCCUCUGCAGUGGAGCGACUGCGAGCAAUGGAGGAGCCAGCAGUGCAGCAGGAUAAAUUAGACAGCUCAUGGGAAGAAGGGCAUGAUGGAGGAAAGGCUAAUUGGAAGAAUGAAUGUUCCCUUUCCUCACUCCUGAAACACUCUUGUCUUCUCUGCUGGUCGUCUCCCAGGGAAACUGACGUCGUGGAAACGGACGAAAGAGUCCUCAGCAAGUCAGCCGAGAUCAGAGUAAGAAGACCGCAGCACCUUGCGCUGGAGCUUGAGAAUGAGGUAACAGUGGAAAAUCUGGAGCUGCAGGAGCAGCAGUUAGACCGCAAGGAGCUGGAGGAAACACUGGUCAAAUUAGAAAAUCACAAAGAUAAGCUUAUUCAGCAAAUAAAAGCAACCAGACAGCUCUGCUAUGAAGAAAGUCAACAGAUAUUAUCUCUGCAGGCCGAAGAGGUUAAGAGGGAGAGCCAAGUUGAGGAGUAUGAGCGAGAGCUUGCCAGAGCCAGAUGGAGAUUGAGGAAGCUCAAAGAGGAGGUGAAACAGGCCAAGAGCAAGAUGGAGGAGGCUGGGGAGAGGAACUAUCCUCUCCAGGACUCGAUUAGACAGUCCUAUGAAGAAAUCUUGCAGGAAGAGCACACGCUAUGUUCUGUGUCAGGUGGUGCAGUCACUCCAGAGAGCCAGCUUGAAGGCUCAACAUCUCCUGCAGAUACAACUGAGGAUGAACCACUUCCAAUCAGACCAUGGGGAAGGAGCCAAUCACUGCCUGCAUAUGCUGAUCUAAUAAUGGUAGCCAACGGCGCACCUUUCUGCAAUAAUUUGGCUGAUACCAGAGAAGAGGUAGAUGACAGUAGCAGCAGCUCACCAAAGAUGGACAGAUCUAACCUGGAAGACGAUCCAGACGAGGGUGACAUCAGUGAGGAUCAAGGGGAAAUAAAGGAACAGUCCAUUCUAAAGAAAUUGGACUUCUAUCAAGCUGACCCAUUUGCGCAUUGUCAUAUAGGCCAUGACCUAUUUAACGAAGACCUCUUCCCGAAAACAGACUCAUCAGAUGGAUUUACAUCCGAUCCUUUCAAAGGCAGUGACCCCUUUGCAGCGGACAUUUUGUUUCCAGAAGCCAACGUUGGUUGUGAUGACGGAGAAGUAAUUCUUUGUGAUGAGGCCGACACUAGUCUAUCUUGUGCUGAAAAUAAAGCUUCAACGGGAACACAGUGUUUUGAGUGCGAGUUUCCUGAUGAAGAUAGUGACAUUGAGAUCAGCUAUAGUCAAGAGGAUCUUGACACCAUCCCUGGGACAAAUGAUAACCAUGGAUUUAAACCAAUCCAGAGUUCAUCUGAGGAACUCGGCCCAGAACCCAUACGAGGCUGGCAUACCCAGGGUCAGUUUUCUGUAGAAUCUGAUCCCAAUGGGUAUGAACUGGACCUCAGUGCUGUCUCCCCACCCUCUGACAUCGAAGAACACAGCCUUGGAUCUCUGGCUGGAGAGUUUACCAAGGAGAAAACAGCAAAAGUGGAGGAAGCUAUCAUUGUCCCUGAGCUUGGUGAUCCAGCAUCAUUGGUGUCAAACAGAACAAGCACGAAAGACAGCACUCAGCAUCUUGAUAGUGAUGGAGAAGUACCAGAUUGGCUGAAUGACAUCAAAAAGAAACCAGAAGACCCUUCAACAUCUCCAAACUCUGUCGACUCUCAUAAAGGCUACACUGAACACGAGUCCCAACAGGCCAACCUGAGUUUUGACUGUGAAUUAACAAGUCAGUCUUCUUUUGAUCCAUAUGGCUUCAAACUCAGUCCAGAACAUUCUAGUCUCACCCUCUUGGACCCCGAUGAAGCUGAGCUGAGCCCAGCACCCAGUGAUCAAGAUCUGGAUUUUGACCCAGAACACGCUUCUUCUCAACCAGACCCAUUGUGUUUUUAUUCCUAUGAGUAUGAAAUCCCUUCUUCUCAAAUGUUACAGGACUCUGAUCCCUAUGGCUUUAAGCUCAGCCUUGAAAAAGAGAAUGAGGAGGUGCCCGAACCUUGUUGCGAUGAUAAUAUGGAAAACAUGGCCAUUGGUGAAUUUCACAAUAAGGACAACGAAGAAUCCUUUCACUAUAGCAAUCAAGAAGUACUAGAACCUCUUCCUCAUGAAAACCAAGAAGUGCUUGAUCCUUGUAGCAACAAUAACCAAGAACUGCCCGAUGUUUUUAAAAGCCGAAACCAAGAAGUGAUGGAAGUAUCAUCUCUGGCCAGCAGUGAAAUUGUAAAGUUAGUCAGCAAAGAAAAUCAAGAAUUCACAAAUCUUUGUAGUCCUGAAAACCAAGAAGUGGUUGAACACGAUUACUUCAUAAGUGACAAGGAAGUUGAAGAGCAUAAAAAUGAUAACCAAGAAGUGCUGGAAUUUUGUAGCCAAGCUAAUCCAGAGCAACUUGAUUUCUCCUGUACUGAGAAUCAGGAAGUGUUGGAUUUAGACAGCUAUGGCAAUCAAGAAGUAGUUGAAAAUCAGGAAGAGCCAGCUUUAGAUCGCCAUGAAAACCAAGGAACAAUGAAUCUCGAUAAUAACGAAUAUGAGAAAUUGCUCGAUUUGGAUGGUCAUAAUAACCAGGAAGUGUUGGACUUGGUAAGAGAUGAGCCAAGCCCUGAAACCAACAACAAUCGGUCCGUCCUCAAACCUGAGUUGAGUAACAGCUCCGACAGUGAUGUGGCACCAGAAGAAUUACAACCCAGUAAUAUCAGUGUUGGAGACGCCCUCAUGGACUGCAGCAUUAUGUCCACCAACCAGACUUGCAUAUCUCAUGAUCCUUCUAGUCACAACAUGUUAGAGGGUGAUCUUGGUUCUGUGUUCAGGGCUGGUGGAUACAUUGGUUGUCCUGAUGUAGCUGAUGAUCUAGAACCUAUGUCCCACAGACAAGUUUACAGUGUAGCAGAGCCAGUACGGCCAGUCAGACCAGUAAGACCUCCCCGACCUUCACUCAGGGCAAAGGAGAAAGCUGAGUCCCCAACUCAGGGAAUCGACCUGAAAUGAUCCAGUGAACUAAGAAGAUGAACAUUUUUCUAAAGGGGAAUUGACAAAGGGAUGCAGCAGUACUGUAGACUCAUGUCUGUUUUUAUGUUUAGCAGUUAAACUGAAAUAAGAAGCAGAAGGGGCCUGUUUCAACAGGACCAGCUUGCAAAGAGGCCUGACAACAUACAGUAUGUCUCAAUUUAUUAGUACGUUACUGUUAGUAAUUUAUGUGGAUCUUUUUUUGGGGGGAACUGUUUUCAGCCAACUGUGAAGUUAAUAUCUCUUUUCAUACAGUAUCUUCUGGCAGCAUACAUUUUGUUUUUUUAUGUCCAAGACAAGGCUAAUUGGUCCAACAUAAAAAUAAUUUCCAAUAUUUGAAUUAAUCUUGAGCUUGUAUAAGUGGAAUUGUUUCAAGAUCAGAUGUAUAUAGUAGUGUGGAUUUUAUCCUCUGUAGCAAUUGAGUUAGUUAGUUAGUUAGUUAGUUAGUUAGUUAGUUAGUUA
Syngnathus acus (greater pipefish) is the source of this 3824-nucleotide messenger RNA. RefSeq lists its product as uncharacterized. Lineage: Eukaryota; Metazoa; Chordata; Actinopteri; Syngnathiformes; Syngnathidae. The coding region runs from base 387 to 3344 and encodes 985 amino acids. The record is from RefSeq and is a predicted model, not a curated record. The transcript has 11 exons.